Capsella rubella is the source of this 1369-nucleotide messenger RNA. RefSeq lists its product as uncharacterized. The transcript is spliced from 11 exons. The coding region runs from base 92 to 1159 and encodes 355 amino acids. The record is from RefSeq and is a predicted model, not a curated record. Lineage: Eukaryota; Viridiplantae; Streptophyta; Magnoliopsida; Brassicales; Brassicaceae.
AUGAGUACGACUCUGCUGCGACUGUGCUACACACUCAUCAGAAGUCACAAAGAGAAGAGAAGAGACGAGAAUCAAUCACCCAGACCCAGUCAUGGCUUCAGCUUCUUCCUCUGCAUUUGCGUCGCUCUCUUAUCAAUUCCGUUCAAAAGAACCGAUCUUUACAUCAAAAGUUUCCUCUUUUAGCUCGACGGCUUUAACAGGAAGGAGAGUAUCUGGAUCUAUUAAAGCAGCUCAAGUGACAAGUCAUGAGAACUCUAGACGACGCACUCAGAAUGUCGAAGGCGAUAUAUUUGUUGACAACACUUGUAUUGAUUGUGAUACAUGUCGUUGGAUGGUUCCGGAAGUAUUCACCCGAAAGGACAACAUGUCUGCGGUUAUUAAACAACCAACCUGUAAGGAGGAAAGGCUGAAUGCUCUUCAGGCCUUAUUAUCUUGUCCCACGGGCUCUAUACGCACUGAAACUCCACCUACUGACAUAGGGGAAGCUCAAGAUAGCUUUCCACUUGCAGUGGACAAAGACACACUCCCUGGUGUUUUUCAUUGUGGGUUUCAUUCCAAGAAGUCCUAUGGAGCAACUUCCUACUUAAUUCUUCAUCGUGAGGGAAAUAUACUUGUUGAUAGUCCUAGGUACAUGGAGAAACUUGCUCGAAAGAUUGAGAUGAUGGGUGGUGUACGCUACAUGUUUUUGACACACAGGGAUGAUGUUGCAGAUCACAAGAAAUGGGCAGAUCGAUUCAAGUCUACCAGAAUUCUGCAUUCUGAAGAUGUUGAACCUUCGACCUCUGAUGUGGAGUUAAAGCUGGAAGGAAGUGGACCAUGGAGCAUCUAUGAAGAUGUCGAGCUUAUACACACUCCUGGUCAUUCAGAAGGAUCAGUGUGCCUGUUCCAUAGGCCCCUCAAGGCAUUAUUCACUGGAGACCAUGUAAUAAUGACCGAAUCUGGAUUGAGCAUUUUAGAGCAGUACAAUCACGGUUCAGUGCCUCUCCAGCUCGAGAACGUAGAAAAGUUGAUCAACCUGGAUUUCAAUUGGCUUAUACCGGGACAUGGAAGAAGAGUACAUUUCAAAGAUGGAGAAGAGAAGGCGAAGAAUCUGGAAGCACUUGUUCAGAAGCACAGGGAGAAACAACUUGUUUCUUUUAGCAAAUCCGGGGAAGCUUAAGACAAACUUUUGUAUGCUGGUUGUUUCUAAACCUGUGAACCAAACUAAACCAGACCGAAUGUAUCUUAAGAUGGUUUGUUUGACUUGAACCUGGCGGGUACACACAUUAGAGAUAAUCCCACGCGGGAUAAUGUAUUUCUAUGUAACAUAAUAAUUUAUAAUGCUUAGACGCUUAUCAAAGUGAAACAAAGAUCGCGAGUAAAAAAGACU